CUACCACCACAACAAAACAACAAACCUCCUCCCAACAAGCACCGCAAAAAUGUCAGCCCCCACCCCCGACCCCGUCCUCCCCCUCACAUCAGCCCCCAAAAUAGCCUCCCACACCCUCCACCACCCCUCCCACCUCCCCUCGGAGCUCUCCCAAGCCACCCACCGCAUCCACCUCGUCAACCACUGGGGCGGCCCGACGCUGAUCCGCCCCGGCGCCCGCGUCCUGGAGAUCGGCUGCGGGCAGGGCGGCUGCACGGCCGUCCUGGCCGAGGCCGUUGGGCCGCGCGGCGCCGUCGACGCCGUCGACCCGGGCGCGCCGGACUACGGCGCGCCAUACACGCUAGCGCAGGCGCAGGCGCACAUCUCGGCGAGCGCCGUGGGGGGUCGGGUCGCGUGGCACCGGGCGCAGGUGUUGGAUUUUCUUGGGGAGAAGGGGCAGGCGGCCGACAGGACCUGGGAUGUCGCCGUGUUGGCGCACUGCGUGUGGUAUUUCGAGUCCGGCAGGGUGCUGGAGGAUAUCCUGCGGGCGCUGCGGGGUCGGGUCGGCGCGGUGUGCGUUGCCGAGUAUGCGCUGCGGGCCACGGAGCCGGCCGCCGUGCCUCAUGUGCUGGCGGCGUUGGGGAGGGGCGCGCUGGAGGCGCAUCGGGUCGAGAGCCGGCAGAAUAUCCGGACGCCGCUGAGUCCCGAGGCGAUCAGGGGGAUUGCGCGGAAGGCGGGAUGGGAGGUUGAGAGCGAGGGGGUUGUCGUUCCGGAGCAGGGGCUGCUUGAUGGUCGGUGGGAGGCGGACAUGGUCGUCGGGCAAGGAUUUGAGGGGGAGAUUGAUGGGGCGGUUGAUGAUGAGAGGGUGGGCACUCUGCUGCGAUCCGCAAGAGCCGCCACCGUUGCUGCAGUGGAUGCUGUGGGAGGAGUAGACAAGGUCCAGACGAUGGAUGUCUGGGUUUCAGUAUUGCAUCUCUACCUGGCCCAGCUCCGGACACAAUCGACAGCCAACGAGCCAUAG
Messenger RNA from Phialemonium atrogriseum, 1000 nucleotides. Its product is annotated as putative SAM-dependent methyltransferase. The record is from RefSeq and is a predicted model, not a curated record. The transcript is spliced from 2 exons. Bases 50 to 1000 code for a protein of 316 amino acids. Lineage: Eukaryota; Fungi; Ascomycota; Sordariomycetes; Cephalothecales; Cephalothecaceae.